AUGGCGUUCGCGGAGCAUCCGCUGCCCCCUCCUCACCGCCGGGACCUGUGUAGCCGCUCCAUUUGGCUAGCACGGAAGAUCCGUUCAGACCUGACUGCUCUGGUGGACUCUUACAUGAAGCAUCAGGGUCUGAACGGGAACGUGAGCCUGGACUCUCUGGAAGGUGUGCCGACGGCCAGCUCCAGCAGAUGGAGCGAGCUGACUGAGGCGGAGCGGCUCCAGGAGAACCUCCAGGCCUACCGCGCCUUCCACGGGAUGUUGGCCCGGCUGUUGGAAGACCAGCGGGCACACUUCACCCCGGCUGAAGACGACUUCCACCAGGCGAUACACACCAUCCUCCUCCAGGUGGCGGCCUUCUCGUACCAGCUGGAAGAGUUGAUGGCGCUGCUGGAGCACAGGGUGCCCCCCAGGGAGGCCGGCGGGCCGCCCCUUCUCACUGGGGAUGCUGGUCUCUUUGAGAAGAAGCUGUGGGGCCUAAAGGUGCUGCAGGAGCUUUCUCGGUGGACGGUGAGGUCCGUGCAUGACCUGCGGACCAUCUCUCGGCAAAGUGGGGUCCCCGCACGUGGGAGCCAUCGUGCCACCGAGGACAAGAAGAUGUGACUGCGCCCCCUCUCGCUGGCUUUCUCUCCUGAUGGAGGAGACACUGUUCUCUGAGGCCUCAGUUACCCAGUCUUAGCUUUGAAAUCCUCUAAAACCACAGCCAUUUUCACAGGGUUAGAGACACGGACAGAUGGGCAUACAGGUUUAUUCUGGGGUGAGGGUGAGUGUGAAUGUGUGUGUGCGUGUGUGUGCAUGUGUGCACGUGCCAUAAAGGAAUGAUGGCCAUGCAGGUUUAUUCUGGGGUGCACGUGCGUGCAUGUGUGUGCGUGUGCCAUAAACAAAUGGUGGGCAUACAGGUUUAUUCUGGGGGGUGUAUGUGCGGGCCAUAAAGGAAUGAUGGGCAUACAGGUUUAUUCUAGGGGUAUGUGUGUGUGUGUGUGUGCCAUAAAAGAAUGAUGGGCAUACAGGUUUAUUCUGGGGGGUGUGUGUGUGUGUGUGCACGCGCGUGCCAUAAAGGAAUGGUGGGCAUACAGGUUUA
Messenger RNA from Budorcas taxicolor (takin), 1078 nucleotides. It is a transcript of the gene CNTF, whose product is annotated as ciliary neurotrophic factor. The record is from RefSeq and is a predicted model, not a curated record. Lineage: Eukaryota; Metazoa; Chordata; Mammalia; Artiodactyla; Bovidae. Gene Ontology annotation, biological process: negative regulation of neuron apoptotic process; ciliary neurotrophic factor-mediated signaling pathway; astrocyte activation. The coding region runs from base 1 to 600 and encodes 199 amino acids. The transcript is spliced from 2 exons. Gene Ontology annotation, cellular component: axon. Gene Ontology annotation, molecular function: cytokine activity; ciliary neurotrophic factor receptor binding; growth factor activity.